Molecule: messenger RNA, 1561 nt
Organism: Empidonax traillii (willow flycatcher)
Lineage: Eukaryota; Metazoa; Chordata; Aves; Passeriformes; Tyrannidae
Gene: CCNB3
Product: cyclin B3
Exons: 12
Coding region: 127-1419 (430 amino acids)
Biological process (GO): regulation of cyclin-dependent protein serine/threonine kinase activity; mitotic cell cycle phase transition
Cellular component (GO): cytoplasm; nucleus; centrosome
Molecular function (GO): cyclin-dependent protein serine/threonine kinase regulator activity
Source: RefSeq, a predicted model, not a curated record
AUUGGCCGCUGCCCGGCCCCGCCCCGCGCGCUGAUUGGGCGAGGCUCGUCCAGUGGGGUCCGGCCGCUGGCGAACUGCUACUUUUGAAAGUGCCGGUGCCGGCGGAGCGGGGAGAGCGGGCCGGGCAUGGCUUGCCCGCGGAGGACCAAGGAGAGGACACCAGUGCCGAGGGAGAGGACGCCGCUGCCCCACAACGCCAAGAUGCUGGCCACCAAGCAGACCAGAGCAGGCAAGGUGGGCCCCACAGUAGAGAAUGUUGACCCCGAGAAGGAGGAGAACUGUUACACCAAGAGAUCUUCAUCCUCACCCCAGGGCGGGCCCAAGAAGAGGUCGGCGUUCGGGGACAUCACCAAUGCUCGCAAGAACCAGGCGGUGGCAGGGAAGAAGGAGGCCGUGAAAGUGGCACUGCCUAAGGCACAGAAGGCACAGGGCACACUAGGGGUGGCCAAGAACAAUGAGAUCAACCUGAAAAAGUCAAUGAAGAAAACUCCCCCAAUAGCUCCUUCAGAGCCCGAGGUGGAUCCUGUACCAGAGAAACCGGUGCCUGUGCAGGAACUGAAGCCCCACAAGGAGAAGCAGGUACCAGCAGUGGAGGACAUCGACAAGGAGCAGCUGGGUGACCCCUAUGCCAAUGCAGAGUAUGCCAAGGAGAUCUUUGAAUACAUGCGGGAAAGAGAGGAGAAAUUCCUGCUUCCUGACUACAUGGAGAAGCAGCCGGACAUCACCGGGGACAUGCGUGCCAUCCUUGUGGACUGGAUGGUGGAGGUGCAGGAGAACUUUGAGCUGAACCAUGAGACACUAUACCUGGCUGUGAAGCUGGUGGACCACUACCUGGUGGAGGUGGUGAGCAUGAGGGAGAAGCUGCAGCUCAUCGGCUCCACUGCCAUCCUCAUUGCCUCCAAAUUCGAGGAGCGGUGCCCACCGUGCGUGGAUGACUUCCUCUACAUCUGUGAUGACGCCUACAAGCGGGAGGAGCUCCUGGCCAUGGAGAUGAGCAUCCUCAGCACCCUCAAGUUCGACAUCAACAUCCCCAUCCCCUACCGCUUCCUGCGGCGCUUUGCCAAGUGUGCCCGUGCCACCAUGGAGACACUGACGCUGGCCCGCUUCCUCUGCGAGAUGACACUGCAGGAGUACGACUACGCCCGUGAGAGCCCCUCAAAGCUGGCUGCCAGCUGCCUGCUGCUGGCACUUACCAUGAAGAACCUUGGGGGCUGGACCCCUACACUGGAAUACUACAGCGGGUACAGUGCCCAGGACCUGCAUCCCCUGGUGAAGAGGCUGAAUUUCCUGCUCACGUAUCAGCCCCGUGACAAACUGAACACCGUGCGCAGCAAGUACUCCCACAGGGUCUUCUUUGAGGUUGCCAAACUCACCCCCAUGGACAUGCUCAAGCUCGAGAAGGCACUCACUAGCUGCUAGUCCUACUCUGUAAAUAAAGCCUGUAAAUAACGGGGCGCCCUUGGGUGGUGGGGUACCAUGUACAUAAAUAAUAGUAAUUUUAACUGAAGAAGAGGGGAAAAAAAAAAAAAGUCAUGUGUAACUGUUAAUAAAAUGUGUUUGU